CCAAAAUUUUGAAAUUCGCCGCCUCACCAAAGCCUUGAUGUUCAACCUCAAAGUCAACGUAGACAAACAUUUAUUGCAACAACAAAAUGUCACUUUCUACGAUCUCAUCUGCGGCUUUCCGCUCGAUGACUCGAGUCUCUCGGCCAACAUCAAAAUUCAUACCCCUUUCUACUCGUCGUCCUGGGCAGAUAUCUAGAUUACAGCCUCUCUCGAACCGCUUCUUCAGCUCAGAACCUCCUCCUUCAGCAAACACGCCUGCACCAACACCCGAACCACGACCCGCGCACGCACCUCCUCUACCCAAACAAACCUCAAACACAAAUACUACCUAUCCGUUUCCCUCAAAACCAGAAUACGAAAUGACGUUCACAUGCAAACCCUGCUCAACACGGAGUUCACAUCGAGUCAGCAAACAGGGAUACCAUUAUGGGAGUGUGUUGAUCACUUGUCCGGAGUGUAGAAAUCGACAUGUCAUCAGCGAUCAUUUGAAUAUCUUUGGGGAUAAGCAUAUGACGAUUGAGGAUUUGAUGCGGGAGCAGGGACAGCUGGUUAAGAGGGGGACGUUGAGUGAGGAUGGGAAUGUGGAGUUUUGGGUUGAUGGGAGUGUGACGAAGAGGGGUGAGGGUGCUGGGGAUGCUGUUACUGUUAAGGACAGUGCGGAGGAGACAGCGAAAGGAUCUUGAGGAAACGAUGUGAUGAAGAGUGUGGGAUCACCAAUGUUGUACAAAAUGUGGAAGGGAUGGAUGUACAAUGAACAAACUUGACGACUUCAGCGGCAUAUUGGAUGGCGUUCUGCAAUCGGGAACCUGGAACUGUAGGUAUGUUGUAUGGAUAUAUUGUGGCUCAAAGUCACAUAAAAGUCAUGGUGAAAGGAUCGAUCAGUCACAAAAUAAUGUUAUUUUAUUGUCCGCUCAGCAUUUAAUGCCACUCCACAAACGCAAGCAAUGCAUCAAAAUAGUCCUCCAAGACGCCACGCAAUGCAACAAAAUGAUCCACGCUACUAAGUCUCAGUACUCAUGCCUCCUACUCCUAUGCUCAGCACCCUUCUCCUUUCUCCUCUCCUUCUUCCGCUCUCCCUUCUUCCUCUUGACCUCCCCGUAUUUCUCAGGUUCCUUUACAGCAUCAAUCUUCCUCUUACUCGUCCUCUGCAGUCGCCUCUCCUUGACACCUUC
This is a messenger RNA of Mollisia scopiformis, 1172 nucleotides long. RefSeq names its product zf-DNL-domain-containing protein. The transcript has a single exon. Gene Ontology annotation, molecular function: zinc ion binding; protein-folding chaperone binding. Gene Ontology annotation, biological process: protein import into mitochondrial matrix; protein stabilization; protein folding. Lineage: Eukaryota; Fungi; Ascomycota; Leotiomycetes; Helotiales; Mollisiaceae. The record is from RefSeq and is a predicted model, not a curated record. Gene Ontology annotation, cellular component: mitochondrion. The coding region runs from base 87 to 683 and encodes 198 amino acids.